Molecule: messenger RNA, 1722 nt
Organism: Protomyces lactucae-debilis
Lineage: Eukaryota; Fungi; Ascomycota; Taphrinomycetes; Taphrinales; Protomycetaceae
Product: enhancer of polycomb-like-domain-containing protein
Exons: 1
Coding region: 1-1722 (573 amino acids)
Biological process (GO): regulation of transcription by RNA polymerase II
Cellular component (GO): piccolo histone acetyltransferase complex
Source: RefSeq, a predicted model, not a curated record
AUGUCGAAGCGUACCAACUUUAGGAAUCGCAAGAUUUCCAUCAAGCAGGCGUUGACCAUUCUGCGUAGCACGGACAUUGACCAUCUCGAAGAGGAACUUGUCCUACAAAAUGCUGCACCUCAAAUGGAGACGGGUGUGGAUAAGGAGGAAGAGAAUGAAACACAUCUCGUUGCUGCUAUUACAUCAACAGCACAAAAACCAGUCUACAUCCCUACCCCAGAUGCGAGUCGAGUGGUGACUGGCUAUGAGAAAAAGUACCGUAAGCCAUUCACAAUGCCGCCGAGCUUCAUUCGCUUCUCUGCUACAGUUGAGGAUACGGAAGGCUGCCCGUACUCGAUGGAUGAGGUGGACGAAACAUGGUUGACGGCCUUCAACAAUGGCCGCACGGAGAAUACCGUGAUUAGCGAAGAUGCGUUUGAAUGGAUUGUUCACCAAUUUGAGACAACCAUCAACCUCAAGCAACCCUUCUUAUCCACUGCACCGGAUUCAAUUUUGCCAUUUGAGGAGAUUGAGUCUGCCUUUGAUGAGGACGAUGCCCCUGGCAAACCCUACAAGCAAUUCGCCAAAUUCGUCUACCCACACUGGCGUCAGCGUCGUAUUGAGAAUGGCGGGAAACCCAUCAUGCCACUUCUUCGGUAUGAAGAGAAUGCUAAGGAUGACGGUGAUCCUUAUGUCUGCUUCAGACGUCGUGAAAUUAGACAAAUCAGGAAGACCAGACAAACUGGACAAAGUGCCACUGUACGCUUGCGUGGCCUUCGACAGGAGAUGGUACAAGCGCGUCAGCUAGCAGAACUCGUGGUACGUCGUGAACUACUGAAGCGCGAUGCACUACUGGCGGAACAAGCAUUAUUUGAGAAGCGCAACAGUGUGAAGCAGCUGAAGAGAAGAUUGGGUAUCAAGGGAGAUGAUGACGAUCUCAUCACUCAGAAACAACGCAGAAGUGUUUCGGAAGUCGGUACAACGACACCGCGCGUGAUUCCAGGUGGUCGUGCAACAACAAAAACGGCAGCCAUGGAUGCGUCUGGCGAGCCACACCUUCAGACUCUACAAGACUACUUUGAAGAACGGGAACAAAAAGCGCGUGCAACGAUUAUGGCGAAUGCAGAACAAGCUGCUGCUGUCAAUGCGAAAUGGUGUGACUGUACAGACCAGCCAUUUGUUGCACCACAGACAUCGUGGCCAUCCAGCUUCUUCCGUGCGAUUCGUGCCAUUUACGCUGGUGAGGAUGGUGUUGAACAUGCGCCACCGAUCAGUGAUGAAGACACGCAGAAGCGUGAGCAAGAAGUCUUUUACAGGCAACGUGUUGGUCGUGGCGGUCGUGUGAUGAUGGAUCGACGAUUCAGUCGUGCGGCAUUGGUGUCACGAUCGUCGUUUGCAUCGCAUACAUCGUCAGUUCGUGCAGUGACGCGUGUUUCGCGUGGUGGCAAGGAGAAUAUGAAGCCAGUGCAGAAUGGAGUGCAUACUGCUUCUGAGUCUGCGAAUGCGGAAAAGCUCGUAAGUCCUGGCAAGGCGAAAGUCGGUGGCAAGAGUGGCAAGACACGAAGUAAGCAAGUGGCGGUCGAUGUCGCUGCCGUUGUGGAGGAUGAGACCUUGAUACGCGCGGGAGAGGAGGAUCAGGAUGCGGAGAUGGAGGAUGCGGCGCGAGAACGGUCAUUGUCACGAUGGCGAUUUGACCGCGACUGUGACUCAGAAGAAGAUGUCAUCCAUGUGGAAAUGUAUUGA